UUAUCGACCAACCACCACAGUCGCAAUAGUCGAAAAAGAAGCGUGCAAGCAAACGGUGUGUUUUUUCUGCUCCAACUUUUGUUUUCAAGUGAAAUUCAUUAAAACAGCAAAAGAUACGAAAUGGAUGAUGGAGAUUAUGAUAACGACGAUGUUGGCGCCGACGAUUUCGAUGAUGCUGACGACGACGUCGACGAUGACAUCGCCCAGGAGGAGGAAGUGGACAACAUUGAAAUCAUAGCACCCGGCACCGCUGGUGGCGGUGGCGUGCCCAAGUCCAAGCGCAUCACUACCAAGUACAUGACUAAAUAUGAGCGUGCGCGCGUCUUGGGAACAAGAGCGCUACAAAUUGCCAUGUGUGCGCCAAUUAUGGUUGAAUUGGAUGGUGAAACAGAUCCUCUACAGAUUGCAAUGAAGGAAUUGAAGCAGAAGAAGAUACCCAUCAUUAUACGACGCUAUCUGCCCGAUCAUUCAUACGAAGACUGGAGCAUAGACGAGCUGAUCAUGGUGGAUAAUUAAGUCAGAUUUAGGAAACAGAAAUAGCUAUUAGACAUUUAAUUACUUCAUUUGCAAAUACAAUUAAGAUAAGCUCGCAAGACCACAAAA
Molecule: messenger RNA, 603 nt
Organism: Drosophila albomicans
Lineage: Eukaryota; Metazoa; Arthropoda; Insecta; Diptera; Drosophilidae
Gene: RpII18
Product: DNA-directed RNA polymerases I, II, and III subunit RPABC2
Exons: 2
Coding region: 121-516 (131 amino acids)
Biological process (GO): DNA-templated transcription
Cellular component (GO): RNA polymerase II, core complex; RNA polymerase III complex; RNA polymerase I complex
Molecular function (GO): DNA-directed RNA polymerase activity; DNA binding
Source: RefSeq, a predicted model, not a curated record